GGGCGCGCGACACCUUGUCUCUGCCCGCUUGCCCCAAGGCUCAAGCUGCGCGAAGCUCCGGCGUCGUCGCGAUCCGAGUUCUGUGAGGUGCUCUGCCCUUUUUGUGCGACAAACAUUUGUUGUUCUGUACCACUCGACUGCGACCUAUUUAUCGCCCAUCCUCUGUCGUCGUUCCUUUUGUUCCCAUUACUAUGGUCAUUUGGGCAAGGAAACGCAGACCAAAAUGGACGGAGACUGGGACGAGGUUGCUCGCAUCCCCUUUCCGCCUCCGGGCAUCCACGCCGCAGCGACGCCCGUGUCGACCAUGACCUUUGACACGGCUCAAGAGCUGCUGUGGACAGGAAACGACUAUGGCCGCGUCACGUCGUUCUACCGCAGCGAGCUUCAACGCUAUACGUCCUUCAAGGCUCAUACCUCAUCCGAUGGCCCGGUUAGACAAAUACUCGUCAACGACAAGGGCGUCGUGGUACUGGGAUCCCGAGAUAUCCAUAUGGCUUCGCGGAAAGGCCCGCCGAUAUGGCAUAUAAGACACGAUGAUAUGAAAGACUUACGAUGCAUGAGCUUUACGUCCAAAGGGACGUCUGAAAUUCUGGUUGCCGGGUUCCAGGACACCAUGUUUGUGAUCGACCUCGCUAAGGGAGAGGUGGUCAAGCAGGUUCCGACCGCGUACUCCUACAAAGUUAUGAAAAAGAGCAGAUAUAUCUGCGCUGCCACAGAAACCGGCACAGUCAACCUGAUCGAUGCGGCCAACUUCUCCGUCGUUAAGAGCUGGAACGCCCACUCCGCCUUGAUCAGCGAUAUGGAUGCUCAGCAUGACUUCAUCGUCACUUGCGGUUACUCGCUGCGACAGGGGCGAGAUUACAUGCUUGAUCCAUUCUUGAAUGUGUUUGACAUCAAGAAAAUGUCGUCCAUGUCGCCGAUUCCGUUUCCUGCGGGGGCUGCCUUUGUCAGAAUGCACCCAAGAAUGUCGACGACUAGUAUUGUCAUGUCCACGAGCGGUCAAAUGCACGUUGUUGACCUGAUGAAUCCGAACACUAGUAAUGUGCGGCAAACAAACACAAUGAACUACUUGACCAUGUUCGAAAUCGCCCCAUCCGGCGAAGCCGUGGCUCUGGUAGAUGCGGAUCACAACAUACACAUCUGGGGUUCCCCUUCGAAACUCCGCUUCGUUGAUUUCGCGUCGCAGACCGAGUUCGCAACUCCGGAAGAGCCUCUGCCUACGAUAGAGUGGACUGCCGAUACUCCUCUCAACUCUAUUGGUAUGCCGCAUUAUCGUGAGGCGUUGCUGUCCGCUUGGCCAGAUCUUCUGUCCGAUGUUGGGGCUCCUCCGACCAAGCUUGAACCACAAUUUGUUGCGGGCCUCAAACAGUCCGAAUUCGGUCAAUACGGACGGAAUACACGGGGUCUUCGAAGGAACCAAGUUGAGGAUACUCGCAACUUGGACAGAGGAAACGCUUCGGGAAUCCUUGCGCCAAAAUUCCUCAGCGAAAAGGCUAGAGAGUUUGCUAUGACUCCAGUUGGAAAUGCAAGUGGCGACGAAAAGGUUGACGAUGUUGCUCACUCCCUGAUGCAAAUGGAAAUCGACCCCACCAAACAGGAGUGCCAUCCGAUGUACCGCAAUGUUGAGAUUAAGUACAGCAAGUUUGGUGUUGACGACUUUGACUUUGGAUUCUACAACAGAACACAGUACUCUGGACUCGAGAUCCAUAUCGCCAACUCCUACGCCAACUCUCUGCUGCAAGUCAUGAACUUUACGCCUCUAAUUCGAAACAUGGCUCUCCAACACGCGGCCACUGCGUGUGUUGCCGAUACUUGUCUGUUGUGCGAGUUGGGUUUCUUGUUCGACAUGCUCCAGAAGGCCGAAGGUUCCAUCUGUCAAGCGACCAACAUGCUGAAGACUCUCAGCCACCACCCCCAAGCCCCAUCUCUUGGACUCCUUGAAGAAGAUCCACAUGGCUCUACUUUGACGGUGAUGCUGCAGGGACUGACGAGAUUCCUUUUGGAAAAGAUUGUCCAGGACUAUCGUUCCAUCCCGCCUGGCUCGAAUAUGAUGGAGCAGAUACUCGCGACUUCCGCAACAAGUUCAAUUAGGUGCAUUAACUGCAGAUCCGAGUAUACUCGUCCUGGAUCGACUUUUGUCAACGAUCUGAUGUACCCGCAACCAGCAGGGACAGGGAAGAACGCCAACCGGACUCAGAAAGCGUCGAAAGUGACAUUUUCACAAAUACUGAAGUCAAGUGUCGAAAGGGAAACAACGUCAAAGGGUUGGUGUAGUCGAUGCCAGCGAUAUCAGACUAUCGCAACUCGCAAGACCAUUCACAAUAUCCCCGCCGUCUUCAUGCUGAAUACAGCAAUCGGAAACUCGGAGCAAAGGCGUUAUUGGUCGACACCUGGAUUCCUCCCGGAAGAAAUUGGCGUCAUAGUAGACCACGGCCAAUUCUUCUGUUACGAAGGAGAGGAUCUGAAGCUCCACCUGCAGCGCGGUAUCCACAACAUAACUGUGUAUUCGCUGGUGGGUAUGGCCAUGAACAUCGACCCAGGUCCGGGUCAAAAACCUCAUCUGGUUGCAAUGGCCAACGUUGCCCAUGCGCAGCCAACCGCCCCGGCUACUAGUCAAUGGCAUCUGUUCAAUGACUUCCUAGUCCGGUCUGUGAGCACCGAAGAAGCCCUUUCGUUCCACCCGCCCUGGAAGACGCCUUCGGUAAUCGCUUUUCAAGUUAAGGAGGCAAACAACAAGAUCGAUAUGGACUGGAAGAAGAACAUUGAUACCUCUCUUCUCUACGAGGAUAACAACCCUCACAAUGAUGGAAAGACAUAUCGAGCGCUCGAUUCGGCGAGUGAAAGGCCCGGACCGGAGAGCAUCGUCGCUUUAGACACAGAGUUCGUCGCCGUCCGUCAGCCUGAAAUCGAGAUGAACUCCGACGGCGAAAGAGAGACGAUUCGGCCAAUCGUGUACGCCCUCGCAAGAGCCUCCGUCGUUCGCGGACAAGGAGAAGACGAAGGCCUACCGUUCAUCGACGACUAUAUCUCGAUUAGAGAACCCAUUGUUGAUUACCUGACAUCAUACUCGGGUAUUACUCACGAUGAUCUGGAUCCCCGCAUUUCCAAGCACAAUCUCGUGCCCCUGAAGGUUGCCUACAAGAAACUUUGGAUUUUGCUGAACCUGGGCUGCAAGUUCCUCGGUCACGGCCUCAAGCAGGAUUUCAGAGUGAUCAACAUCCACAUACCGAAGUCCCAAGUCAUCGACACGAUCGAUCUGUUCUUCUUGAAAUCUCGCCUGCGGAAGCUCUCGCUGGCUUUCUUGGCGUGGUACUUGCUGAAAGAAGAUAUCCAGCUAGAGACUCACGACUCGAUCGAGGAUGCCCGGACAGCAUUGAAGCUAUAUCGAAAGUAUUUGGAGUUCGAGGAUGCUGGUAUCCUGGAACCGAUGCUUCAGGAUAUCUAUCGGGGCGGACGGGACGUCAACUUCCGGCCGCCUGCUAGGAGCGGACAGGCCGCUGAUGUCCAAAGGACAGAUACGCCUCCUCCCCUACCCAAAGAGGCUCCUACUACACCGGGCGCUCCGGGAGCUGGGACUUCGGCGAGUGGCGGUUUCGGGGCGGGCUCGACAUGGACACCGGGUAAGGGCUCGCCGCUUCGAUGAGGUGGUUGACACAACGCCGGGGACUCGUUGGUGGUAGAGUUCAGACGAUGCUUCUUUCAGUUGAGUUAGAGAGUAGUAUCAAUAUAACAGCAGGUCUUCUUACUCGUCG
This is a messenger RNA of Colletotrichum phormii, 3752 nucleotides long. Its product is annotated as PAB-dependent poly(A)-specific ribonuclease subunit PAN2. Gene Ontology annotation, cellular component: PAN complex; P-body. NCBI's taxonomy places the organism in Eukaryota, Fungi, Ascomycota, Sordariomycetes, Glomerellales, Glomerellaceae. Bases 224 to 3643 code for a protein of 1139 amino acids. The transcript is spliced from 12 exons. The record is from RefSeq and is a predicted model, not a curated record. Gene Ontology annotation, molecular function: poly(A)-specific ribonuclease activity; nucleic acid binding; protein binding. Gene Ontology annotation, biological process: nuclear-transcribed mRNA poly(A) tail shortening; mRNA processing.